Molecule: messenger RNA, 1014 nt
Organism: Pocillopora verrucosa
Lineage: Eukaryota; Metazoa; Cnidaria; Anthozoa; Scleractinia; Pocilloporidae
Source: RefSeq, a predicted model, not a curated record
UUUGAAUAUACGUGAUCACAAGACAUUUCUGCAUUGAAGGUGUGGAUCAAACAGCACGCGUUUUGAUCUCCGUAAUUCUACUGACUCGAAAUGGCUUUCAACAGAAACGACUUGAAGGUGAUCUCCAUCAUCCAGGUUAUUAUCUGUGGAGUGCUUUUCACCUUGGGGCUUGUUGAUGGACUCAGCGUGCGUUUUGCGAUUUCCAGUAUGACUUUUAUCCCCUGUUGGCUAGCGUUCCUUGUGUUGGCCGCUGGUAUCAUGGGAGUGACUUUAAGCAUCGCGCAAAGACCUUCCUUAACUCUGAUGAACGCCUUGCAGUCUGUGAGUGUAGCCUGUGCUGCAGUAUCAGUGAUAACCGUGUACCACUAUCUGGUAGCUUUGUCCAGUUUGAUGGGUUUGGUUUAUACCUCAACGCUAAGCAGAGGUUACUAUGAUAAGGAUCCCCUUUUCUUUGAUUGGGAUCAGCUGGCGAACAUAAAUUUUACCGCAAAGCAAAACUCUAUGGUGGCUGUUUCUUCCCUGAUCAUCAUAUGCUCCAUCAUUGAGAUCAUUCUUGCAGUGGCAGCCAUCAGGAGUAGUGAUAUUGGUGGUCAGAGCUCGCAGGAACAGCAAGUGGGCAUUUGCUAUGGUUCACUUGAAGCUUGUCAGGUGCCGAUCCAUAUGCAAGGGCAGCCGACCUCAGUUGCAACCCAACCACUGGUGGCUUUUCCAAAAUCAGGCGUUCGCCCGGUGUACACUACUAAUUAGUAGUUUCAGUCGAACCUAUCUUAAGCCGUCACCAUGUAAUAAGCUGUCAAUUGCAAUUGUUAAAGUCCCGGAUCUUUUAUCCCUUAAUCACUGUAAACUGUACCUAUAUUAAGCGGUCACAUCUAUUUAGCGGUCGCAGUCACCGUUUACUGAGUCCAAAUCGACUAUUUUUUAACUGUUUUUCACUUGUGUUGAACGGUCACUGAAAGCGGAACUACCCAUAUAAAACUAAAAAUACUAUUUUAAGUACUUUUUAAUCUUUUUUUU